Messenger RNA from Lodderomyces theae, 555 nucleotides. It is a transcript of the gene HNT2, whose product is annotated as bis(5'-adenosyl)-triphosphatase. NCBI's taxonomy places the organism in Eukaryota, Fungi, Ascomycota, Pichiomycetes, Serinales, Debaryomycetaceae. Gene Ontology annotation, molecular function: catalytic activity. The coding region runs from base 1 to 555 and encodes 184 amino acids. The record is from RefSeq and is a predicted model, not a curated record. The transcript has a single exon.
AUGACCGCCAACGAUAUCCACUUCUUCAAGUUUCUAGUAAACAAUCAAGUAUUCUACAAAACCAAGUUUACCUAUGCUUUAGUUAAUUUAAAGCCUUUGGUGCCUGGUCAUGUAUUGGUGGUCCCACUACGCACAAGUGUACUACGUUUUGGCGAUCUCACACCAGAUGAAUCGAUCGAUUACAUGAAUACGUUGCAAUUGAUACAAAAGUUCAUCAGCAAAACUUAUAAGGCGGAUGCACUCAAUAUUGCCAUUCAGGAUGGACCAGAAGCGGGGCAGCUGGUUCCGCAUCUACAUACACACAUUAUUCCAAGGUACAGGACAGAUGGUUUCGGUGAUUCGAUAUACAGCAAAUUGGAAUCGGAAGACUUGGAAACAGAGUAUAACCAAUUCGAACUUAGAAAAAGGAAAUAUCGUGAUCAUUUGAAGGUUGAAAAGAGUGAAUUGAGUCAAAAUGAUGCUGAUAGAAAAGAACGCACUGAAGCCAGUAUGCAAGAAGAAGCUACCUGGCUAAACAACGAAAUUCAAAAGUUCAUUGCGCAUACAAAAUCUUAG